Messenger RNA from Sander lucioperca (pikeperch), 1777 nucleotides. RefSeq names its product thymus, brain and testes associated (gene tbata). Bases 486 to 1469 code for a protein of 327 amino acids. NCBI's taxonomy places the organism in Eukaryota, Metazoa, Chordata, Actinopteri, Perciformes, Percidae. The transcript is spliced from 9 exons. The record is from RefSeq and is a predicted model, not a curated record.
UAUCUUGUUGUUCCCUCAAAAAAGUAAAGUCAUCCUUCUGAACUUACAAGUAUUUAAGAUACAAGCCAGAGACAGCAGUAUCCAUAGCAGAUUUAUCAUCAGAUUCUGAGCACAUUUACAUUAAUAUUCAAAUUCAUAUGCCACGUAGAUGCUGAAGCAAACUGGUAAAUUAAUACAUAUUGUGGUGAGGCAUAAAGUGUCUAACUCACAAAAUAAUGUGGACUUUAAUCAAUUUUAUUUUGAACUUUUCAACAAUCAGAAAACUACAGUAGGCUUGACUUGACUAUUAAUUAGAUAUCAUAUAAUAGUUAGAUUCUAGCUGCUUGAAAAUGAACUGGAAUGCCAGUCACUUGUUGUGCACAGAUGGCAUUGUUCUUUGUUUUGUUCAGGUUUCUUAGCAACAAAGGCAACACAGCGCAUUGAGUACCAAAGGUUUUGAGCUGCAUGAUGUUUUCAGAGAUUUAAACACACUUUCAUUCCAAGAUAUGUCGAUGGCACAGAGUUCAGACUCUCGUGGGACGACAGGAGACAGUAGCCACUGUCAAACUAAUCAGGUGCCAUUUACCCCUGAAUUUACCAAGAUGCUGACGAAAAGCAGUCCACGCUUUGGUGCCUUGAGUCAUCACUCAUUCUUCUCCCGGCACAACCCUCAUCCACACAGGGUGAAACAUAUUCAAGGACUCAAUGGUAGGCCUGUGUGCAUGGUGAGGGAUGAUUGGUUUGUGACCUCAUCAUUAUUUCCUCAUCCACUUCUCAAGAGCCACGUCCUCAAGAAAGCAACUGAUCCAUCUUUUGCUUUUCCGUUUGCUCAGAAUUUUUAUGGAGUCAGUAGUAACAAAAACAAAUCAGCCCAAUUUUCAGAGGCCUGGAGAGAUGAACUUAAAGACCUCGCUGCAAAAGUCAGUUUGUCUUGUCAAGCACAAAAAGGCAAAAAAGAGGACCAGCCUGAGGAAGAAUUUGUCCGCCGAAAGACUCAAUAUUCAGCAGAAACGGGGAGAAUCGUCCCUCCAUCCUCCAACUCUUACCAACGCAGAUCUCAUUCUCAGCGCUUGAUGUAUCCUCAGUCCUUCCAUGAUCAAGAACUAAUGGUGUUUGAGCUGCUUUGUCAGAUCCUGCAGACAGAUUCCCUGUCUACAGUCCAACAGUGGCUUCUGCUUGCAGGCCAAAGAGAGAAAGACCUGGUGAUGGGGAUGAUCAAGCAAGCUCUGGACGGUGUUGAGUUCUCGGGCCAUCAUCAGCAGAACCUCCAGCAGCUCCAGGCUUUUCAUCCUGGUGCAUCUCCAUCUGUGUAUGGUCCAUCGUUCGACCAGUCGUGGAGAAAACCACAAAGAACGGGCUCAUACAAAGGAAACCAAGUUUUCAGCGACGAAAAACCAGAGAGAAUUGGAGACGCAGAGGUCCUUGAAGUGCACCCAAGAGCUCAGGAUAAUCUUCAAGAUAAUCCACUUCAGCACACUAAGAGUGCAUAGACCUCCCUGAUUUUCAUCAUAAUAUUCACUGUAUUAUGGUUUUCUUAUGAGCAUUAAUUGGUUUCAUUGUGCAUUGGUCCCUUGAUAGAUGAUAUACCAGGUUCUAUUUAGCAUAUUUGCUUUUUCAAUGUUUGUUAGAACCACAAGCCAAUUUAAGGGGACUUCAAUAGGUGGGGUAGUGUGACAUGAUACUGUGGAUGAUGUUUCAUAAUUGUAUCACUUAUCUGGAGGAUUAUGUUUUGAAUGAUUUGAAGUUUAACAACCUUCAGGGAAAUAAAACUUGAAUGCUGAUAGUUAUGUUCAUGUGG